Cynara cardunculus var. scolymus (artichoke) is the source of this 2199-nucleotide messenger RNA. Its product is annotated as dynamin-related protein 1E-like. The transcript has 15 exons. The record is from RefSeq and is a predicted model, not a curated record. NCBI's taxonomy places the organism in Eukaryota, Viridiplantae, Streptophyta, Magnoliopsida, Asterales, Asteraceae. Gene Ontology annotation, molecular function: microtubule binding; GTP binding; GTPase activity. Gene Ontology annotation, cellular component: membrane; cytoplasm; microtubule. The coding region runs from base 65 to 1996 and encodes 643 amino acids.
GAGCGAGUUCAUCUUCUCUUAUCCCCCCAUUCUUGUAGGCAAAGAGACGAAGAGGUUUUUAGUUAUGGCGACUAUGGGGAGCUUGAUUGGUCUCGUCAAUCGUAUACAGAGAGCUUGUACUGCUCUUGGUGACUACGGUGGUGGUGAUUCUGCGUUGGCUUCUCUCUGGGAUGCCCUUCCUUCCGUCGUUGUUGUCGGAGGCCAGAGUUCUGGAAAGUCCUCGGUGUUGGAGAGCGUUGUUGGGAGAGAUUUUCUUCCCAGAGGAUCUGGGAUUGUCACAAGGCGACCUUUGGUGUUGCAGUUGCAUAAGAUAGAGGACAAAGAAGAAUAUGCCGAAUUUGGACAUAUUCCACGGAGGCGAUUUACUGAUUUCUCUUUGGUACGGCAGGAGAUUCAAGAUGAAACAGACAGAAUCACUGGAAAGUCAAAACAAAUAUCUCCAAUUCCAAUUCAUCUCAGCAUAUACUCCCCUAAUGUCGUCAACUUAACCUUAAUCGAUUUACCAGGAUUGACAAAAGUUGCUGUUGAGGGACAGCCUGAAAGUAUAGUAGAAGAUAUAGAAAAGAUGGUUCGGGCUUAUGUUGAUAAGCCCAACUCUAUCAUACUAGCAAUAUCUCCUGCCAAUCAAGAUAUUGCAACAUCUGAUGCCAUUAAACUUGCUAAGGAGGUGGAUCCAUCAGGUGAAAGGACAUUUGGUGUGCUGACGAAACUUGAUCUGAUGGACAAAGGAACUAAUGCAUUAGAUGUCCUUGAAGGCAGAGCUUAUCGUCUACAACAUCCUUGGGUGGGGAUUGUGAAUAGAUCCCAAGCUGAUAUUAUGAAAAACACUGAUAUGAUUUAUGCAAGGCGACGAGAGCAGGAGUAUUUUGCUACAAGUUCUGACUAUGGACACCUGGCUAGUAAAAUGGGUUCAGAAUAUUUGGCAAAACUUCUCUCGAGGCAUCUGGAAUCUGUAAUCAAAGCAAAAAUACCAGGUAUUAUUUCCUUGAUAAACAAAGGAAUUGAUGAGAUGGAAGCAGAGUUGGACCGUCUUGGGAGGCCAAUUGCAGUUGAUGCAGGGGCUAAAUUGUACACUAUUUUGGAACUAUGCCGUGCUUUUGACAAAAUAUUCAAGGAACAUCUAGAUGGAGGACGACCUGGAGGUGACCGAAUUUACGGAGUAUUUGACAACCAGCUUCCUGCUGCUUUGAGAAAACUUCCGUUUGAUAAGCAUCUUUCUCUACCAAAUGUGAGGAAAAUUGUUUCUGAGGCAGAUGGUUACCAGCCUCACUUGAUUGCUCCGGAACAAGGCUAUCGACGCCUUAUAGAUGGGUCAUUGAGUUAUUUUAGGGGACCAGCUGAAGCUUCUGUAGAUGCAGUGCAUUUCGUCCUAAAGGAACUUGUCAGGAAGUCGAUAGGAGAAACUGAGGAGUUAAGGCGGUUUCCGGCGCUUCAAACUACUCUUGCUGCUGCUGCUGGUGAAGCAUUGGAAAAAUUCCGUGAGCAAAGUAAGAAGACGGUCGUUAGAUUGGUGGACAUGGAGUCUUCUUACCUAACGGUGGAUUUCUUUAGGAGACUUCCCCAGGAAGUGGAGAAAGGUGGGUUAGCUCCCUCACCUGCAGAUCGCAGAGCUGCAUCUGCUGAUCGCAAAAACCCGUCUUCAGACCAUGGAAUCCCUACUCCAGAACGUGGAAACCCAAGUGACCCAUUAGGGGAUCGUUAUGCAGAUGCACACUUUAGGAGGAUUGGCUCAAACGUAUCAUCUUAUAUAAGCAUGGUGUCAGAUACACUCAGGAUCACAAUUCCGAAGGCAGUUGUUUAUUGUCAAGUGAAAGAGGCCAGACAGAAUCUACUCCAUUACUUCUACACACAAAUCGGAAGAAAGGAGGGCGAACAGCUCGGGGAGUUGCUAGAUGAAGAUCCGUCUUUAAUGUCAAAGAGACAAGAACUUGCCAAAAGACUAGAGUUAUACAAGGCGGCAAGAGAUGAGAUCGACUCUGUAGCAUGGGUGCGGUAACAGUGAUAUCUUCUUUGCCAAACAGCUGGGGAUUCUGCAAGUUCUGUUAGUCUGUCUUCUUUUCACAUCACUCUUCAGAUCUCGAUCUGGUUUCUUGUAUGCUCCGUUUAUGUUGUGUUUGUUAUCGAGAAUAGGAAAAUAUGUGCUGUACAUUUGUAAAAACUACCGCGUUCUCGAUAUAUAUAAAUAUGCGUGUAUCAUCU